AAAUAUUAACAAUUGACAAUGAGAUGACUAACCUAUCUAUCUUGAAGUGUUUUGAUUUUUUCUACGUGGAAUUCUUAAUCUAGGUGAAAAGAAAUUUAAUAUUAUAUAUAAGCCAAACCCCAAGUCAUACUUAUCUCUUUCAAAAAGAAAACUUUACUUGACUCGAGAGUCUAGUAUAUCGAUGAACAGAAUAUUAUUACCGUUGCAUGUAGGGUCUGUAAGGACAUAAUUUAUUCGAGUUCAAUUUUUGAAGUUUAAGAGGGUGUAACGUACCGUUACCACCAACCAUACUUGAGGGGUUGCUGUACAUAAAUAGGGUAGUUGUGGAGUUUAUUAUUUCAUCAAAUCAAUAUAUCCUUUGUAUCCAUUAUCCCAAGUGUGGAAAAAGAGAAAUUAAAGAGGUGAUCAGAUCAAAUAAUGGGUGACCUACUGACUUUUGGUGUGCAAGAAACUUUGAAGCAGGCUGUAACUCUUGUAGCCAAAAAAAUUAUUGCGUCAAGUGAAUUUAAGGUGGUGCUAGAAGAGCUAAAAGAUGAUCUACUUCAUGCUGAAUGGAUCCUCCAUGCCAUAAAAACAAAGCAUGAUCAUUCACUCAAUGACAAAAUAACUCAUUGGGUGAAUGAUCUUCAACUUUUUGUUUAUGAAGCUGAGGAUAUGUUAGACUUGUUUGCUUAUGACGAUGUUGAACGAAAAAUAAGAUCAAACAAGGUAUUUCCUAAUUCCUUAUGCACCAUAAAACCCAUGCUUGAUUGUUUUUCUUUGGUCGUCUUUGGUUCAACUAGGAUGAAAAAAAUGAAGGAAAUUAUAGUUGUGUUAUCAAAACACUGCACCAAGUUACUUCAAUAAGUACAUCUUGACAAUACAACCCGAAAAAUAGAGAGUGAAGUUGAGCAGGUUGAAGAGACAACUUCACUGCUUGAAAAUUAUGUGGUGGGAAGGGAGAUGGAAGUUGAAAGCAUAGUUCAAGAUGUGAUUGAGGCUAGUCAACAACAACUCAAUUCUAUUUUACCCGUUUAUGGAACGGGUGGAUCAGGAAAAACCACUUUGGCCCAGUUGGUGUUUAAUGACGAGAGGAUUGGAAAACAAUUUCAUCAUACUGUUUGGGUAUGUGUGUCUCAACCUUUUGUCAUCAACGAGAUCUUGCAGUCAAUCUUGAAAAAGGUAAGCAAAAGCAACGAUAAUCGUAGCAAGGAUGAUAAGGACACCUUAAUUCGCAAUCUUAAAGAAGUGAUGGGUGGAAAAAGAUAUUUUCUUGUGCUUGACAAUGUUUGGAAUGAAAACAAAAUGUUAUGGGAGAAGUUGAAGGAAUGCUUAAUGAGUAUUGUUGAAGAAUUAGGAAGCAGUGUCCUUGUCACGACCAGGAGUCGUAAAAUUGCAGAAAUGAUGAAAGAAACACUUGACACCUAUCAUUUAAACAAAUUAACUGAUGAUCAAUGUUGGUCAGUAUUUAGCUACUUUGCCAAGGCGAAUGCAGUACCAAUAACUUCCAAUUUGGAGCUUGUGCGAGAAGAGGUCGUUAAAAAAAUUGGUGGCCUUCCAUUACUUGCUAGAGUUUUGGGAGAAGCCGCUCAAUUUUCUGGAGACUACGAAAAAUGGGUGGAAAUUUUAAAAUCUAUUCCAACAACUCCAUUAAAAUAUGAAGAGUCGUCAUAUGUUAAAUACAUAUUGAAGUUAAGCGUGGAUCGUCUACCAAAAGCUUCAAUAAAGCAAUGUUUUGCUUACUGUUCAAAUUUUCCUAAAGGUUAUUGGUUUGACAAAAAACAAGUGAUUAAAAUGUGGAUGGCACACGGGUUUACUCGACCAGAUGAAGGAAAUAAUGAAACAAUGGAGGAUACAGGAAAGAGGUACUUCAAUAUCUUAUUGUCUUAUUGCUUAUUUCAAGAUGCUGAUGAUGACAAAUGGCAUAUUGGUAGGAAGUUUCGUAUGCAUGAUCUUAUACACGAUAUUGCUUGUGAUGUUUCAAGCGAUAAAAGGUUGCAAUUAGAUCAUAGCAGUUCAUCAAAGUGGAAAGGUUUGACAGAAGAGAAAAAAAAUGUUUGUGAGUUACCAAACUCAAUUUCUAAGUUGAAACAUCUUAGAUAUCUAGACAUUUCACGUUGUUAUUCAAUAAAGAAGCUUCCAGAAUCUAUUGUUGGGCUUUAUAAUUUGCAAACAUUGAGGCUAUUUUGCUUGACGAAUGAUCUUCUACCAACAAAUUUGAGACGAAUGGUUAGUUUAAGGCAUUUGGAAAUUCUAUUAAUGGGUAUUGAUUUACCCCCUAAAUUUGAAAUGCCUCCAUAUUUGAGCGAAUUGGUUCAACUUCAAACGUUGUUUGCUUUUGCAGUAGGAUUUGAGACGGGUCGUAAGAUUUCUGAACUUGGGGGUCUUAGAAACUUGAAAGAAACUUGUCGUGGCGUGGAAAGUGGAAGAAUAGUGGAGAAUCAGAAUGAUUUGGAAGUGUUUGAAGGACUUGAACCACACAAAAAUCUUAAAGAUUUGAAAAUCCAAUCCUUUUUAGGUGGGUGUUUUCCGAAGGAGACUUUUGUUGAGAAUUUAGUAACAAUAACUCUACGUAAAUGUGGAAAUUGUGAAAAGCUUCCAAUGCUUGGGCAAUUAAGCAAGCUAGAGGCACUUAUAAUUAUAUCAAACUUUCCAAAAGUAAAGAGUAUAGGCAAUGAAUUCUAUGGAAAUUAUAAUGACGGCCAAAGCAAGAGUAGUGUAGUAUUCCCCAAGUUGAAGGAAUUUUAUGUUAUUGCGAUGUACAGCCUAGUUGAAUGGGAAGAAGUGGUAAAUAAUGUUAAAGCUUUUCCUCGUCUUGAAUGUCUGCAUAUUGUUAAAUGUACAAAAUUAGUGAAAAUUCCAGAUGUUUAUUUUUGGUUACUAUGGUAAUGAUGGCGAGAAACAUCUUAACUCUGUGGAUAUUAGACUUUGUAACCAACAGUUGAAACUUCCAAAUGGGUUACAAGCAUACCCAUUUGAAGAUUUUGGGGGAACUAGAAAAGGGGUUCAUUGCAGAUGUGAAGAAGUUUGGGCGAUUACUGCCGGAGAUUUGGACUGACGCUCAGAAGAUCCGUACAGCACUUCUUUUCCACGAGUCAGGUACAAGAUUUAUAUAGUAGACAUCAGCAUUAAAAAUUGUCUUUUCUUCUUUAAUUAAUUUUGAUCAUUCUAUUAGUUACUUAAAUUUGCUUCCAAAUUCACUCAAAAUCUUAUUGUCUUGUUGCUUAUUUCAAGAUGUUGAAGAUGAAAGUGAGAUAGGUCAGAAGUUUCUUAUGCAUGAUCUUAUACAUGAUAUUGCUUGUCAUGUUUCAAAUGAUGAAAAAUUGCCAUCGGAUCAUAGCCUUUUAUCAAUGAGGAAACAUUGGACGAACGAUGAUAAAAUAGUUGCGAGCAAGCUACGUACGGUAAUAGAUAUGGAGAAGAAUAUUGAUAAGAUUGGAGACUUUGUGCGUUUGCGUGUUUUGACAUUUUCAUAUGAAUUUCCAAGUUGAAGCACCUAAGAUAUCUAGACAUUUCAAGUUGUGAUUUCAUAAGGGAACUUCCAAAAUCUAUUGUUGUGCUUUAUAAUCUGCAAACACUGAGGUUACCUUACUUAGUGAAUGGUCUUCUACCAAUAAAUUUUAGACAAUUAUGGUUAGUUUAAGGCAUUUGGAAUUUUCACUUGAAGAUAGUGAUGUAUCCCCCGCAUUAGAAAUGCCUUUAUAUUUGAGUGAAUUAACUCAACUUCAAACGUUGUCUGCUUUUGUAGUAGGAUUGAAGAAGGGUUGUAUGAUUACAGAACUGGGGAGUCUAAGAAAGCUGAAAGGUUUGUUGGUGAUGCUAUGUUUAGAACAUGUUGAAAGUAAAGAGGAAGCCAAGAGUGCAAAAUUGGUGGAAAAAGAGAAGGUAGAAGAACUACACUUUGUGUGGAGUACGGAAAGCCAUAGAAUAUAGUGAAGAAUGAGAAUGAUUUUGAAGUGUUGGAAGGACUUGAACAACACAAUAAUCUGAAAUAUUUGGAAAUCGAAUCCUUUUCAGGUGGGCAGUUUCCCAACCAGAUUUUUGUUGAAAAUUUAGUAAAAAUAACUCUAAUUGAAUGUGGAAACUGUGAAAAGCUUCCAAUGCUUGGGCAAUUAACCAAGUACUUAGAAAUACUUGUUAUUUUUCGAUUACGAAAAGUAGAGAGUAUAGGCAAUGAGUUCUAUGGAAACCAAAGGCGUAGUAGUAGUACUGUAUUCCCCAAGUUGAAGGAAUUUUAUGUUGAUGAGAUGGACAGCCUAGUUGAAUGGGAAGAAGCUGUGUCAAAUUAUAAUGUUAAAGCUUUUCCACGACUUGAAUGUUUGCAUAUUAUUUCAUGCAAGAAAUUAUUGAAAAUUCCAGAUGUUUUUGGUUAUUGUGAUGAGGAUGAUGGGGAGAAGCAUCUUAAAUUUGUGGAGUUUCGUUUCUGUGACCAACUAAAGGAACUUACAAAUGGGAUACAAUCAUGCCAUUCCAUUCAACAUUUCGUCUUAGACAAAGGUUCAAAUUUGUGGUCUUUUGUUACUACAACUACAAGAGGAGGCCCCUUGGCUCAUUUGCUAUUCCAACGUCCGAUCAUUUUUUUUGAAAGAAGACACGGGUCCUUCAUGAACAAAAGAAUUAGAUAACUGCAACAAAUGCAGAAAAUGCGAGCUUACGACGAAGCUAGUCAUAGAGCACAUAUGUUGAUCAUAUCAACAAGACUGGAAUAACAUAUAACAGUAUUACUGUUUUUCAUGGUUUUGCA
Molecule: messenger RNA, 4723 nt
Organism: Cucumis sativus (cucumber)
Lineage: Eukaryota; Viridiplantae; Streptophyta; Magnoliopsida; Cucurbitales; Cucurbitaceae
Product: putative disease resistance protein RGA1
Exons: 3
Coding region: 943-2868 (641 amino acids)
Biological process (GO): defense response to other organism
Molecular function (GO): ADP binding
Source: RefSeq, a predicted model, not a curated record